Neolamprologus brichardi is the source of this 1658-nucleotide messenger RNA. It is a transcript of the gene ogfod1, whose product is annotated as 2-oxoglutarate and iron-dependent oxygenase domain containing 1. The record is from RefSeq and is a predicted model, not a curated record. Gene Ontology annotation, molecular function: L-ascorbic acid binding; iron ion binding; peptidyl-proline dioxygenase activity. Gene Ontology annotation, cellular component: cytoplasm. Lineage: Eukaryota; Metazoa; Chordata; Actinopteri; Cichliformes; Cichlidae. Gene Ontology annotation, biological process: regulation of translational termination; peptidyl-proline hydroxylation.
GUGCGAGGCCAUGUCCACGCGUGUUUUAAAAGUUCGUGUCAGGUUUCUGUAAUGGCCACCAAACGACCACAGGACGAGUGCAGCAGCACAGACAAGAAGAAGAAGAAGAAGAGCGAGAAGGAGAGCCGCGAGGAGCCGGUGGAGCUCUGCGCAGCCGUAGAAGACGACCAGGUGAAGAGAGCCGUCACGGAGGCAUGGAGCCGCAAGACUACCUACAGCCACGGCGAUCUGGAGUUGGACUGCCAACCGUUCCCUCACUGCAUCUUCAGAAACUUCAUCAGCAGCCAAGCCUUCGCAGAAAACCUCAAGAAAGAGCUGCUGGAGCUAAACUUCCAUGAAAAAUCAAACGACCUGUAUAAAUUUAAACAGUCAGAUGACCUGAAGAAAAGAACAGAGCCACAUAUCGCAGGGCUGAGGGCAGCACUGUUUGGGCGUUUCCGGUCCUGGCUCGGGGAGGUUCUGGGGGUUGAGCUGGAGCCCACCGUGGAUAUUUCUUGUGCCAAAUAUGAAUAUACAGAUGUUCUUUUGUGCCACGAUGAUGAGUUGGAAGGGAGGCGCGUUGCGUUCAUUUUGUAUCUUGUGCCCCCGUGGCAGAGCAGCGACGGGGGAACCCUCGAUCUUUACACAACAGACAGUUAUUUGCAGCCACAGAGCAUAGUGAAGUCACUUGUACCCUCCUGGAACACACUCGUGCUCUUUGAAGUUUCUCCAGUUUCCUUUCACCAAGUGUCUGAAGUUUUGUCGCAGGACAAAUGUCGGCUGUCUCUGAGUGGCUGGUUUCACGGACCUUCUCUGGAACGUCCUCCUCGCCACACAGUGGCUCCCGUCCAGAGAAAUCCACACUUACCGAGAGAUGAAACGGUGCUGCUGGAGUGGAUCAAUCCCAUCUAUUUGGACAUUUCUUAUCAAGAGCAGAUUCAGGAGGACUUUGAAGACAGCUCUGAAAUUCAGCUCAAAGGAUUUCUCAAGGAGGAGAAGUUCAAAGAGGUGAGUGAAGCACUUCGGCUCUCUCAGAUUGAGUGGAAGAAGAAAGGUCCACCCAAUAAGAAGUGCUACGAAGCUGCUGCUCUGGACUCGCUGCCUCAGUGUGUGAGUGCAUGCUGGGAGCUGCUUCAUUCAGAAGCGUUCUUCCUGCUCCUCUCCAACUUCACUGGCCUUCGAUUGCACUAUCUCUGCCCGGCUGACGACGAAGAGAAUGGCGAUGAAGAGAAGGAUAAAAAGCAACAAGAUGAUGGAGAAGCCACGGGGUCGUCAAAUGAACCAUCCUCAGCAGAUGCGAGCAGAGAGAAAGAGCCGAGCACCCCUUUGUGCUGUGGGGAAGUACGUCGAUGGUCUCAUGGCGGCUACACCCUGUUGCACGAUGGAGAGGCAGCGCGGGCAGAAUAUGCGCUGGACCUCGUUUUGCCUUUCGGCUGUGCCGGCUGGCAGUCAGAGUUUGGCGGCUUCACAUGUUAUGUCGCUAAUGAAGAGGAUGAGGAGCUUCUGACUGUCUACCCAGAGGACAAUUCCCUCGCACUCGUCUACAGAGACAAAGAGACUCUCAAGUUUGUCAAACACGUCAACCAUAAAAGCACCUCUGAGCCUGAUGGCAGCUCCACCUGCAGAGAGUUUUAUGACUUUUCUUUUGUCUACUAUGAAUAAAUAUGUAUAUAAAUACA